Telopea speciosissima is the source of this 1803-nucleotide messenger RNA. RefSeq names its product serine/threonine receptor-like kinase NFP. Gene Ontology annotation, biological process: protein phosphorylation. The transcript has 2 exons. The record is from RefSeq and is a predicted model, not a curated record. Bases 1 to 1803 code for a protein of 600 amino acids. NCBI's taxonomy places the organism in Eukaryota, Viridiplantae, Streptophyta, Magnoliopsida, Proteales, Proteaceae. Gene Ontology annotation, molecular function: ATP binding; protein kinase activity.
AUGAGUUUGAAAAGAGUGAAUCUCUGCUUCUCUCCCAUCCUGGUCCUCCUCUUCUGUUGGUUUUAUCCAAUCCAAGCCCAACAAAACAUCACAAACUACCAGUGCUCAGAGGACCAAUCCAACUUUCCAUGUCAAGCCUAUGUAUUCUACAAAGCCAUGGCUCCAGACUUUCUGACCCUCGCCAAAAUUGGUGAUCUCUUUGGUGUAAGCCGAAUAAUGAUAUCAAGUCCCAGCAACAUCUCCUUUCCAGCCUCUCAUCUCCUCCCAAACCAGAGCCUUUUUGUCCCUGUGACAUGCUCUUGCAACUCCAACAAUCUCUUCUAUGCCAACAUCCCCUACGCAAUCCAACCGGGUAACACCUACUUUGACCUUGCCAACAAUCAGUUCCAAGAAUUGACAAAUUAUCAAAGUGUGGAAUUUGUUAACCCUUCUCUUGAUCCCACCAAACUCCAAAUUGGAAUCGACGUCGUUUUUCCAGUGUUCUGCAACUGUCCCAACCAAACCCAAAUGCAGUCUGGCAUAAAUUAUUUCAUUAGCUAUGUUUACCAUCCAUCUGAUACCAUAGCUUCCAUUGCUGCAAAAUUUGGACUGAAUACACAAUCUAUUAUUGAUGUAAAUGGGCAGAACAUCGUUCCAUCGAGUGUCAUCUUUCUUCCAGUCUCUCAAAUUCCUCCACUAGACCAACCUUAUAUUCCUCGAAAAUCUAAAUCGACUACGGAGGACGAAGAUCAAUAUGUUUUGGGGUUGGAAAUUGGGUUGGGACUUUCGUGCUUUCUAUUAGCAAUAUUGAUUUUGCUUAUGGGUUUCUUUUAUAGACGGGAGAUUCUCUUGAAGCUUUUCAAAGGAACAAGAGAUGACCAAGAGAAACAGCUGCGGGCACUGAGGAAGAAUUUCAUAACUGAUGUUUCACAAUCCUUGGAUAAGUAUGGAGUGUAUGAGAUUCAAGAUUUGAGACGAGCAACUGCUGGAUUCAACCAAAGCUGUUUAAUUCAAGGCUCUGUUUAUAAAGGGCGCAUCGGUGGAGUGUUCUAUGCCAUUAAGAGGAUGAAAUGGAAUGCCUGUGAAGAGCUGAAGAUCUUAAAAAAGGUAAACCAUGGUAACCUAGUGAGGCUUGAAGGUUUCUGCAUACACCCUGAGGUUGGAAGCUGCUAUCUAGUGUAUGAGUAUGUUGAGAAUGGGUCUCUUUAUUCAUGGCUUCAUGAGGAGAACAGAACAAUGAAGUUGGAUUGGAAGACAAGGUUACGUAUCGCCAUCGAUGUUGCUAAUGGUCUUCAAUACAUACAUGAACACACAAGGCCAAGGGUGGUACAUAAAGAUAUCAAGACUAGUAACAUUCUAUUAGAUGGAAGCAUGAGAGCCAAGAUUGCGAAUUUUGGACUAGCAAAAUCUGGUUGUAAUGCUGUAACCAUGAGAAUUGUUGGCACUCAUGGUUAUAUUGCACCAGAGUAUCUAGCAGAUGGAGUUGUAACGACGAAAAUGGAUGUUUUUGCUUUUGGGGUGGUUCUGCUUGAGCUAGUUUCUGGAAAGGAAGCCAUUAAUGAGGAAGGGAAGUUACUUUGGAUGAAUAUAGAAAGAAUUUCAGAGGAAGAGGAAGAUGUGAAGGAUGAGAAGUUGAAGGAAUGGGUGGACAAGUUUCUUCUGGAAGAGAUUCCAUGCCCAAUAGAGAGUAUCAUGAAUGUUAUGAAUGUUGCCAUUGCCUGUGUACAGAGAGACCCUUCUAAGAGACCAACCAUGGUUGAUACUGUUUAUAAUCUAUCAAAGAGUGAGGCUUUGUGUUUUGACUACUCUGAGUCAUAUGCCUAA